Stegodyphus dumicola is the source of this 1476-nucleotide messenger RNA. RefSeq lists its product as uncharacterized. Gene Ontology annotation, cellular component: elongin complex; nucleus. Gene Ontology annotation, biological process: transcription elongation by RNA polymerase II. The record is from RefSeq and is a predicted model, not a curated record. Lineage: Eukaryota; Metazoa; Arthropoda; Arachnida; Araneae; Eresidae.
AUGACGUGCUUUCCCAUUACUCCCCAAAGGUACAGGGUUUUGGAUACCAUUUAUAAACUUGGAAAAGUUCCUCUCCCAGCUGAUGUCUUACUGGAAAGCGGUGUGUAUGCACUUAUGAGGUACAUAAGAAAUAAGGAGGGAAAAGUUGGAUAUGAAGCAAUAAAUCUUGUAAACAAGUGGAAGUCUGUUAUAAUUGCAGCUGCAAAAGGUUCUGAACCUUUAUCUGCAAAAACUGUUGAUCAAGUUGUGAAUCAGAAUUCUGAAAUACGAAGCUCUAAUACACCUUUGAAUUUUGUUAAUAAGCUCCCUGUUACUACUAACCACCACUCAAGUUGGGAGAAGGUUUGUUUUCAAACUAAUCCAGUAAAUAAAUGGGAUAAAAAUGACUCUUUAUGUUCAGCUGGAAUUUCAUAUGAAAAUGAACAACGUUCAAGAAGUAAUUCUUUUAAUUCCCGCCAAGAAAACCAUCUUAAAAUUUCACAUAAUUCAAAUUUGGAUUUUUGUGAUAGCCUCAGCCAGUCAUCAAAUGUGCAUUUAAUUACUAAAGAUACUGAGGAUCAACCUUCAAAUGAAACUAGUCAUUGUGCAAAAACACAGAUCAUUGCACCAUAUUCUAUUGAUUUGAAAGAAGGUAUGUUUCGAGCCGUUAAAAUUAAGUCUGACAAACCAUCAAGGCUUAGUAUUUUGAAAGAAAAUUGCUCUCAAAUAGAACUCGUUAACUGUGAGAUAGACUAUUGCAGUAAUUCUGAUUAUAAAAAAAAUAUUCCGUCCAAAAAAGAUGCAAAUAAAUUUGAUGAUAGUAAAAAGUGGUUAAAUAGUGUACAUAAAAAAGAAAAAGAAAAAAGUAAUUUGGAUAAAUCCAAAUUACUGAACAGCUCUAAAGGAGAGAAAGAUGUUGUGGAGAAAGAUAGUAAAUUGCCAAAAAAAGGAUCUGAGAAAAAUAUGAUCGAGAGCGAUAAAACACAUGUGAAGUCUGAGAGAGAUAAAACACCUGUGAAGUCUGAGAGAGAUAAAACACAUGUGAAAUCUGAUAAAGCUAAAACACCUGUGAAGCCCGAUAAAGAUAAAACACAUGUGAAGCCCGAUAAAGAUAAAACACCUGUGAAGUCUGAUAAAGCACCCGUGAAGUCUGAGAAAGAUAAAACACCAGUGAAAUCUGACAAAGAUAAAAUGUCUGUGAAAUAUGACAAAGAAAAAAUACCUUUAAAAUCUGACAAAGAUAAAAUAUCUGUAAAACCCGAAAAAGAGAAAUCAUCUGUGAAAUCUGAAAAAGUGAAAAUAUCUAUGAAAACUGAGAAAGAGAAAACAUCUGUGAAAUUUGAAAAAGAAAAAAUGCUUUUGAAAUCUGAUAAAGAUGAAGUACCUGUGCCAUCUCAAAAAAGAAAAAGGGAAUCCAACUCUGAAUAUUUAGAUAUGGUAAAAAAUGGAAAAAUUAAAAAAAUUCAUAGUUCAAGCACAGAAAGUUCUAAUUGUCUA